Molecule: messenger RNA, 552 nt
Organism: Alternaria arborescens
Lineage: Eukaryota; Fungi; Ascomycota; Dothideomycetes; Pleosporales; Pleosporaceae
Exons: 1
Coding region: 1-552 (183 amino acids)
Source: RefSeq, a predicted model, not a curated record
AUGGAGCAAGAACAACCCACAUAUGUCGUUCCGGUUAGUGAGUCCGAAGCUCCGACCAUUUGCACGCCAUCGGUAACCUCAGACAACACAACGAAGGACAUUCAAAGAUGCGAAGCUUCACAAUCUUCUGCUCCUUGGCCCGGCCGUACCUUUAUAAUUCGAUCUCACGAGAACGGACAAGUCAUCACAUUCCUGGACGGCAAAAUCGUACUAGACAAACCGGGAGGUCUCGGCACGUUCAGAUGGCGGUGCGUUGAGAAGAAAGGAUGGCUAGGGUUUCGAGACCCAGCCUCUGCUAGAUUUCUAGGCUACGACCAACAUGGAUAUCUUCGCUGUCUUGUAGACCACCAUAAGGACUGGGAAUACAUUUGUCCGCGAAAACGACCAGAAGGUGGAUAUGUUCUGUUGGUGCUGGUUGAAGAGGAACUCCUUCCUUUAGGUGUACAAACACAAGAGACAGAGAACGGUGCGGAACAAAAGGUAAAGAUUGUUAAAUGGGAUUCUGAAGGAAUAGUCUGGGAUUUCAUUGAGGUAUCAUGUCCUUCGACGUAA